CAUGACAUGGAAGCACCAUGGCAACGGUAGCCAAGGCAACACAUUGAAAAAAAUAGUUAGCUAACAUGAUCAGAAUUACACAGUUGAUAUCAAAGGGCUACAUGUAGGCCUAGCCUAGCGCACAUAUUUGCCAAAACAAACAGUGAAACCAUAACUAAAGCCUUAAACUGCAUUUAAAGCAUUUUGUUUUGUAAAGUAUAGAGAGGAAGUGCUCUUAUUUUGUACGCUGGCGGACUUGACGGUGGUGAAGCGAGGCGAAGGCAGGCAGGACUUUCUGUGAUGGGAACAGACGAGUGUGUCCCAGUGUUCCCACCUCCUGACAGUUUAUUGUGGCGGGGCAGACACGCAGAGGGAUCAGCGGGGCUCAUGUGGACCAGCAGACAGACGAACCAGAGGGACACAGGAGCGCUGCGGGGGUCCGGAAAAUGGGAGCGGCGAAGUGAAAAGCGGCCGAAAAGCGGACUGUCUGGAUGGAAGGCACCAAAAGCAUAAUGGCACUCCUCCUGUGGCUUGGCCUGUCGCUGCUGGUCUCUGUCCAGUCCAGCGCCGUCAACAACUGCCACCCUGGUUGCCGCUGUGAGGUGGAAAGCUUUGGCCUGUUCGACAGCUUCAGCCUGACCAGGGUGGACUGCCGAGGGUUGGGACCCAGCACAACCGUGCCCAUCCCCAUCCCACUGGACACUGCCCACCUGGACCUAUCCUCCAACGCCAUGGGCCCGCUCAGUGACACCAUGUUAGCUGGUCCAGGCUACACCACCCUUGUUAGCUUGGACCUAAGCAGCAACCAUAUAACAGAGGUAAGCCCCAAUGCCUUGUCCAAGCUGCGUUACCUGGAGACUCUGGAUCUGAGCCACAACAACCUGGAGAGCCUCUCCCCGAGCUGUUUCUCUGGCCUCCCUCUGGCUGAAGUUGACCUCAGCCACAACAGCUUCCAAGAGUUCGACAUGGAUGUGUUCAUUACUAAAGUUAAUGGUGAACCUGUUAGCGUAGAUCUGUCCCAUAACCAGCUUGUGUCAGUCUCCACGACUUUGCAUGGACGAGUAUUACACAUUCAAAGCUUAAAUCUGUCAGCAAACCGACUGUUGAGCAUACCGAGGCUGGCAGGACUUCCGCUGAGGUACCUCAAUCUGGAUGGUAACCCCAUCACCUGCAUCAAGGAGGGGGCUUUUGCUCAGCUGAAAGAUCUUGUUUAUUUAUCAAUCAGUGGCCUCCCUGAGCUUCAGGAAAUUGAGCCGGACAGCUUCAACGGCCUCCAGAGCCUGCAAGUUCUGGAUCUCUCAAACAACCCCCAGCUCAAGACUCUGAGCCCUGCAGUUUUUAGUGGACUCGACUCCCUGCAAGAGCUGAAUUUGUCUGGCUCUGGUGUGGCGUCCUUGCCAAAUAACAUGCUGACCCAUCUGCCCAGUAUUAAGAGUAUUACACUGGGACAAAGCAUCCACUGCUGGAGGACCCAGAAACAGGGACAGUUUCACCGGCAGCUGGGUCAGUUCCAACACAACGAGGUGCUGAACUGUAAUGUGGGGGGCAUUGUGUUGUGAGACUGUGCCUGUGGAAAUGGACCUCUCCUUAAGGGGCCAGUUCACUCCAUCAAUGCUUGUCAGAUGGUCAAAUAGCUUCUGUUUCUGACCAUUUCUGUAAUGAUCUGACAUUCACACCCACUUUACUCCGUUUUUUCAUUCCUGACACAACUAUAUCUGUAACUUUUCACGUGAACAAUCGAGUGUAACACCAAAACGAUAUUGCAUCUUCUCCCUUCUGUGACGGCCGGCUUUUCGCUCUGCCUUCGAGUGUAGCCGUUUGGAACAACUAUAAACACAUUUGAUUUCUGAUGUGGUCGGACAACAUGUUAUACCUUGUUUUGAUAUAACUAGAGUAUACCCCGGCCCUUACAAUCCUGAUGACAGAGUUGUGCCUUAUCUGCUUUGAUAUGCAAAACACUUUUUGUCUCAGUUACCUCUGUUCCAAGGUGAAACUUUAGAAUACGUUUUAAUGGUUUAAUGUAGCCUUCAUGAACUCUUGACACAAAUAUCAUUAAUGCUGUACCUUUUUGAAACACAAUGGCAAAAUGUACAGCCUUUUAUAUAGCACAGAACAAUUUCUUUUUCAUCUUAACAUGUAGUCUAAACUGGUAGAGAACCUUUCAUCAAUCCAAAACUUUAAGUAAUGUUCUUAUGUUAUGUAUUUCAUUUAAAGUGAAGAGUUAUUUGCACAGUCGCUGUAUUUUUUAAUGAUGCACAUGGCCAAAAUGUCAUCCAGUGUAAUACAAAACCUUCUAUGCAUUGCUCAUAAUAUCCACACUGAAGAAUAUUUUAAGACUGUUGACCACUUUUUAUUUGACUUUGAAUGUGAUCCUUUAUUGAAAUGAUUAAAGGGAUAGUUCGACAUUUUGGGAAAUGCACUUAUUAGCUUUCUAGCCGAGAGUUAGAUAAGAAGAUUGAUACCACUCUCAUAUCUGUUCAUUCUAUAUGAAGCUACAGCCAGCAGGCGGUUAGCUUAGCUUAGCACAAAGACUGGAAACAGCUAGCCUGGGUCUAAUUAACACUUAUCUGGUUUGUUUAAUCCGUACAAAAACCAAAAUGUAAAACAAUGGUUGUGGUUGUAUGGGGUACUAUUUCUUGGCCGUGCAGUGACUCCCACGAGUCUUGUCGUUGUCCCAAUACAACCACAACCUGUUGUUUUUACACUUUGGUUUUUGUACACAUAAAAGAAAUGAGAUAUAACCUGUUAAUUUGGUGGAUUUUGUUACCUUUAGACAGAACCAGCCUAUCUGUUUCCCCCUGUUUCCAGACUUAAUGCUAAACUAGACUAACCGCCUGCUGGCUGUAGCUUAUUAUUUACCAUACAGACAUUAGAGUGGUAUCAACCUUAGCAAGAAAGCUAAUGUGGGUAUUUCCCAAAAAUGUCGAACUGUACAAUCCAAGAACCAGAACUUUUAUUUAGCACGGUCUGGUUGGGAAGCUUAAAGUGAAGUCGUGUUACACACACUGUAACUAAACCUAGUUGAGUGUAAAGAUAUUUUCUUGUUACACCCACAAAAUGACCAUUUCAUUACUUGAAUUUGCUUCUAUGAAUAGUAGCCCAAAUCUGACAACUUGUCCAUUUGUAUUUGGACAAUAUUCCUUCAUAAUGACACUAAGUUUGGUGUACAGCCAUUGCAAAUUAGGUGCAUGCAGCCUUUGACAUGGUGCUCACCGAUGUGUGUUUUGUUUGUUUUGAUGACACCGGAGUAAACAAGCCUUGACCAUGUUCUCCGGGAGUUUAUUUUGACCUGCUGUCAAAUCAGUCUCCAGGUGAGCAAGGCAGUUGUUUCAAAACAAAUUUGACCAAUGAAGUAUGACAACUCUCACAUGUUUGGUAAUGAAGCGAUGCCAGUUUCUGUCGAUGUUUAAACGCUAAGCCGCACUGUGCUGUCAUGUGUAACCUUACUUUUGCAUUCCUGUGGUAUUUCUGUGGGCCUAAGAAGACGAUCAGCCUCAAGACUGCAUAUUAGGGUUUUUGAAUGUCAUCAAUCUGUAAAGGCUUGGGGCCUUAAGUGUUUUGGUUUUAAAGGAAAUCCACCUUUUCAGUUGGUUAAUUGAAAGUCAGAUGAGCCCAGUCUUGGUGUAGAAGUUUAUAUUUGUAUGUAUGUAACUAUAUUGUAUAUAACUUUAUAUAUAUGAAUCCUAUGUGUAAUAAAUUGACUAUUCUCACA
This is a messenger RNA of Siniperca chuatsi (mandarin fish), 3691 nucleotides long. RefSeq names its product tsukushi small leucine rich proteoglycan homolog (Xenopus laevis) (gene tsku). NCBI's taxonomy places the organism in Eukaryota, Metazoa, Chordata, Actinopteri, Centrarchiformes, Sinipercidae. Bases 471 to 1538 code for a protein of 355 amino acids. Gene Ontology annotation, molecular function: protein binding. The transcript is spliced from 3 exons. The record is from RefSeq and is a predicted model, not a curated record.